UGCCUGCUGCAACAAACAAAGGAGACAGACGAAGAAGAAUGUGAUCCAGGAGAAGAAGAAGGAGGAAGUGGUGUUUGAUUGUUUUUUUUCUAUUAGGUGUAUUGGCGACCAUUCUCUGACUUUUUUUUGGCUUAAAAUCACCAGCAAGAUCAACAAGAGUUCACGAUGAACCUGGAACGACUCCCAAACGAGGAGAAACUCAGCCUUUGCAGAAAAUACUAUUUAGCUGGAUUUGCGUUUCUCCCAUUCCUAUGGCUGGUCAAUGUUGUUUGGUUUUUCCGGGAGGCCUUUUUCAAGCCAACCUACACUGAGCAGCUCCAGAUAAAAGCUUAUGUGAAGCGGUCAGCACUGGGGUUGCUGUUAUGGGUAGCAGUGCUCACAACUUGGAUUACUAUUUUCCAGCACUUCAGAGCUGAGUGGGGGGAGGUGGGAGAUUAUCUCUCCUUUACGAUCCCACUGGGCAUUCCUUGAGACAUUUUUUGAUGACAGCUCUUUUGAAAAUAUCAGUUGAUCCUCUACAAUGGACCAAAGAAUUUUCUUUCUUUAACCACAGUGUAAGACAGGGGUGACUGGAGCUAGAUUAAAUGAUUGAAUAAAGUUUAACAGAGUAAUCCCCUAUGUCUUUAAAGGAUAACUGCUGUAGGAUUUGAAAAUUCAUUUUUUUGUAUUGCUUGCUGAGGCAUUUCAGAAAGUUCUUUGGUUUAACAGCAGGGUAAUUAAUCUUGUAUAGCAAGAGAUUUUAACUGUCAUGGCAGCAUCUAACAGUAACAAAUGAUGAAGCUGGAUGUGCUUUCAGGUUUGUUCAGGACAUAAACAAUAGAUUCAACAAGGUUUUUUUUUCUGUCUUGACUUAAAAUGUAAAUUGUUCCGGUGUGAUUGUGCUCCCAAAAAUAUUUUUACUUGUGUAUGAAUGACAAAUAAAAAAAAAAAAUCCACA
Messenger RNA from Acanthopagrus latus (yellowfin seabream), 937 nucleotides. It is a transcript of the gene psenen, whose product is annotated as presenilin enhancer, gamma-secretase subunit. The transcript has 4 exons. Gene Ontology annotation, cellular component: gamma-secretase complex. The record is from RefSeq and is a predicted model, not a curated record. Gene Ontology annotation, biological process: Notch receptor processing. Lineage: Eukaryota; Metazoa; Chordata; Actinopteri; Spariformes; Sparidae. The coding region runs from base 166 to 471 and encodes 101 amino acids.